Molecule: messenger RNA, 5804 nt
Organism: Salmo salar (Atlantic salmon)
Lineage: Eukaryota; Metazoa; Chordata; Actinopteri; Salmoniformes; Salmonidae
Source: RefSeq, a predicted model, not a curated record
CAAUAUUACGAUUUCUCGCUGACAAAGGCAAAUGAAGCCAUGUUUUUGCUUACAAACAAGUAACAUUUAACGCCUUGAUCUGGAGCUCGGCGCUGUCGCCCUUUUCAGGAGGCCGUCUUGCGUUUUCACUGAUCGACAUCUGGAUAUUAUAGGCUACCGGACUAGAAUAUGAUUUUUUUAUUUUUUUUGCUGUAACUGAGGACAUCGUCCACCAAACUACUUGACAACGAACUGAACUCACCCAAAAACACGAGGAAGACGUAUAGGGAAAAUCCUAAGGGAAUAUUUAGGGAUUCAGAAAAUGAGUUUCGGGGUGAGCUCCUGAAUCAGCGGUGGACGCGAGGCGAGAGGAUCAGCCCCUGCCAGCCCACACAGAGACUGCAGAGCGGACCAAUCAAAAUGAGUGUGGAGAGUGAUGACAAGCGAAGCACACGCACACGCUCCAAGGGAAUCAGAGUUCCCAUAGAGCUUGUUGGACAAGAGCUGAGCUGCCCCACCCCUGGAUGCAAUGGCUCUGGCCACAUCAGUGGGAGAUAUUCACGACACAGAAGUGUGCUGGGCUGCCCCUUGGCCAGGAAGCGACGUCUGGCAGACGCUGAGGCAGAGCAGGACCAGCCCUCCUCUAAAAGGAAGUCCCACCCUCUAAAGCUGGUCAUGGACGAGGGCUUCAGCAUGGACAGUGAUGGGAGCAGCGAAGAGGCAGAGGAGGAGGCCAAAGAGGAGGAGAAAGAGGAGGAGGAGAAGGAGGACGAGAAGGAGGAGAAAACAGAGGAGCUGACCCAGGAACAGCCACAGCAGGAAGAAGAAACCAAGGAGGAGCAGAAGGAAAGGGAGGAGAAGGAGACAGAGGAGGAGGAGGAGAACACAGAUGCAGCUGAUGCAGAUGAAGAGGAAUGCAUGAUCAUUGAGCCGGUAUCUAGUAAAACAGCUGAAUGGCCUAAGAGAGAGGACUACUCCAGCUACCAUCAGAUCCUAGCCAACUCUCUAUUAUACCUGGGCGGGGUCUCCGACACCACAGAGACCACCUCACAUGAGCCCGUUACCAUGGAGACAGAGAAAGAUGUCACAGCUGUGAAGCACUCCGCUGUGGUAGUGGAACACUCAGAGGCGCAGGAGGAAGAGGAGGAGGGACAGGAGGAAGAGGAGGAGGAGGAGCAGCAACCUGCAGAGGAGGAGGAGGAGGAGGAGGAGGAGGAGGAGGAGGAGGAGGAGGAGGAGGAUGAGGAGGAGGGAAGUGUUAAAGUAAGUGAAGAACCUUCUGUUGUAGAUAGGGUGGAGGAGGAAGAGGAGGAGGAGGAAGAUGAGAUUGAGGAGACUAGAGAGGCUGUGACACAGAGAACCUUCGACCACCCAUACUUCACUGGAGACAUCCACCAGCAGCAGGACAAGGCUGAGGAAGAUGAAGAGGAGGAAGAGUAUGAAGAGGAGAGAAGGGAAGCAAAGCACCAGCCACAGGAGAUACUAGAGGAAGAGGAGGAGGAGGAGGAUGAUGAUGACAUUGAGGAGGUGGACGUGAGAGUGCACCCUGUCUUCCUGCCCACCACCAUCACCAUCACUGCAGCAACUCAGGGACCAGCCACACAGAGGGAGAGAGAAGAGCACAGGGCCAGGACUACAGAGGAUUACAUCUCCCACAGGACCAGCCACCUAGAGAACUACAACCCCCACAGGACCAGCCCACUGGAGAACUACAACCCCCACAGAGUCAGCCCCUUACAUCACUACACCUCCCAUAAGGCCUCAGCAGCCUCUGACAUCAUCGAGGUGCGUUCAGAGGAUUCGGGUAGGGACUACGAUGAAGAAGAUGGUGAUGAGGAGGAAGAAGAUGACAGUUUGUCUCAGAGGUGGACAGAUGAGUCAGAGAUGUAUGAUAUGACCCGGGGCAACCUGGGGCUUCUGGAGCAGGCCAUCGCCCUGAAGGCAGAACAGGUGAAGGGGCCUCGCGACCUCCUCCUCCUCCGUCACCCCGUCGUCACCCCGGAGCUCCACCACCGCUACUUCACCAUGGACGACCGGCCCAAACACCUGGACACCAUGCGCAAGAGCUACUUCAGCAGUAAAGCUGUCUCUACAGAGAGCAGCAGGCCAGAGAAGAGGGAGAUCAAAUGCCCCACCCCUGGCUGUGAUGGGACUGGUCAUGUUACCGGACUCUACCCCCACCACCGCAGCCUGUCUGGCUGUCCUCACAAGGACAGGAUCCCCCCUGAGAUCCUGGCCAUGCAUGAGAAUGUGCUGAAGUGUCCGACUCCAGGCUGCACCGGACAGGGCCAUGUUAACAGCAACCGUAACACCCACCGCAGUUUGUCAGGAUGCCCCAUCGCAGCCACAGAGAAGUUGUCCAAGAGCCACAACCUUGACAAGCAGCAUCUCUCCCAGCCAAUCAGAGAGCACCUCAAAGAAAGUCCCAACAACAAUGACAGAGUUUUGAGGCCCAUGUGUUUUGUGAAGCAGCUGGAAGUACCUCACUAUGGGCAGUACAGACCCAAUAUGGUGCCUGCCACACCUCGUGCCAACCUGGCCAAGGAGCUGGAGAAGUACUCCAAGGUCUCCUUUGAUUAUGCAAGCUUCGACUGUCAGGUGUUUGGGAAACGCAUGCUUGCUCCAAAGAUACCAACCAGCGAAGCCUCACCCAAAGCCUUCAAAUCUAAACUCUCGUCCCCCAAGUCUUCUUCUCCCAGCCUCAGCCUGCAUGGAGGUUAUGGAAAAACUGCCUCCUCUUCUGCCUACGACUACUCCCAUGAAGCCCAGGCAGCCCACAUGGCUGCCACCGCUAUCCUAAACCUGUCCACACGCUGCUGGGAGAGGCCUGAGAACCUCAGCACCAAGCACCAGGACCUGGCCAGCAAGAGCAUGGACAUCGAGGUGGACGAGAAUGGGACUCUUGACCUGAGCAUGAAGAAACCCGUCAAACGAGAGGGCACCAGCCCUGGGGUAUGUUCACCGGACCCCUCCUCCUCCUCUUCCUCCCUGCACCAUGGAGGCAGCAGUGGCAUGACCUCGCCCCACACGGGCCACGCCUACAAACAGGAAGACUGGGAGGAGCCUCUGGACUACACCAAACCUAACCGCCAGCGAGAGGAGGAUACAGAGAUGGAGCACCACACAGCGCAGUCAUUUGCCUCGUCCGACCCUGAGGACAUGGACCUGAUGCAGGACUACCCCGAGGAGCGGAAGUACCCUGGAGAGGUCACCACCCCAAACUUCAAGGUCCAGUUCCAACAGCCAAAGGAUUGCAAGAAAGAUGUGCUCCUGUGCCCCACUCCUGGCUGCGAUGGCAGUGGCCACAUCACUGGAAACUAUGCAUCCCAUCGCAGUCUGUCUGGGUGUCCUCUUGCUGAUAAGAGUCUUCGGUCCCUCAUGGCGACCCACUCUGCUGAACUCAAGUGCCCCACACCAGGAUGUGAUGGUUCAGGACAUAACACUGGAAACUACGCCUCCCACAGAAGUUUGUCUGGGUGCCCCCGUGCCAAGAAAGGUGGAUUAAAAACAUCUCCCACCAAGGACGACAAGGAGGACUCCGAGCUCUUAAAAUGCCCUGUGCCUGGCUGUGACAGUCUAGGUCACAUCAGUGGGAAGUAUGCCACGCAUCGCAGUGCCUAUGGGUGCCCGCUGGCUGCCCGCAGGCAGAAGGAGGGGAUGCUCAACGGUAACCCUUUCUCCUGGAAGGCCUUCAAGACGGAGGCCCCCACCUGCCCCACCCCCGACUGCGAUGGAUCAGGACACGCCAACGGCAGCUUCCUCACACACCGCAGUCUCUCUGGCUGUCCCAGAGCUUCCUUUGCCAAGAAGAAAGCCAAGUUCCCUGGAGAGGAGUACCUGAGUACCAAGUUCAGGGCCAGUGACGUUCUGGAUAAUGAUGAGGACAUCAAGCAACUCAACAAGGAGAUCAAUGAGCUCAACGAGACCAACAAUGAGAUGGAGACAGACAUGGUGAACCUGCAGACACAGAUCUCAUCCAUGGAGAAGAACCUGAAGAACAUUGAGGUGGAGAACAAGCUGAUAGAGGAGCAGAACGAGGCUCUCUUCAUGGAGCUAUCUGGCCUCAGCCAUGCCCUGAUCCGCAGCCUGGCCAACAUACGUCUCCCACACAUGCAGGAGCCAAUCACUGAGCAGAAUUUCAACAGCUAUUUGAGCACCCUGACUGACAUGUACACCAACAAGGAGUGCUUCCAGAACCCGGAGAACAAGGCGCUUCUGGAGAGCAUCAACAAGGCUGUGAAGAGCAUCAAGGUGUGAAAACCUCCAAUGAGGAAGAAGAGUGAAAACAUGUAAAAGGAGAGGAGAGAUGGAGUCAAGAGACCACAGUAUAUUUACCGAGAAUACAAAUACAAAAAAGGGCAUUCAGGUUUUACAAACGACAACUUAAAUUAAACCCAGGGAGCAUUCUGUAAAGAAGAAAAACUUAACUAGGACCAAAAUCCAAACAUGCUGCUGCUGGGAUCGGAAGGAGGAAGUGGAACGGAACCAAAUCCUUCAGUUUGAAUUGAUUAAAGAAAAUCUAUAUCUGGGGUUUUGUUUGUUUGUUUUAUGUUAUCUUUGUCGUUUUUCAUGUCUGUCCUGUUUUGGAGGUAUCUCAUUGACUGUCCCAUUCAAGCUUUAGUUCAGCAACAAUUUGGAGAAGAAAGAAAGAAAGAAAGAAAGAAAAAGAAAGAAAGAAAGAAAGAAAGAAAGAAAGAAAGAAAGAAAGAAAGAAAGAAAGAAAGAAAGAAAGAUGGAAGUAGUGGGUCUGAUCUGCCUACAUGAGGUGAAGAAAACCAUUGAGGAAAUAACAAAAACCAAGCCGAAAAAACGCCAACAUUGUGUCCUAGGGAAGACACUAAGGCUUCAGAAAGGUUGCUCUGGGGCAGGAUAAGGAGAGCGUGCUUGUGAGCGCUGCAGCAACCCCUAUUGAGGAGAAACGAAUGGAAAAUCACUGAACUCUGAGGUCUUCUUGAGCAAUGGUUCAUGUACUUAUUGUUGUUACUACAGCAGCAAGAUGUCAACACGGCUCUAUGUCUCAAUUCAGCGGAACAACUCUUCAAAUGAAGAUUAAGUCACAAAUCACUGGGGAGUUUUUCUCUUCUGAAAAUCAACAGUACAGCCUGUACUAUAUUUUUAAUGGAACAACUGGUGUAUGAGAGCAGCAAAUGCAGCCUUUUUUCUUUGAACUGAAUGACGAUAGUAACGGUCAAUUCCUGUUAGUUAUAUCAAUAGUUUUUAUGAACAUAGAAAUUGCACUUAAUUUCAAUAAAUAGUUUGUGGUACAAUAAUUCUUGUUAUAUAAAUUAUAAAAAAUUGGUGAAUGCUCAAAAUUGUAAUUUAUUGCCAUUUUAUGUUAAACUACUUGUAUUUAUUUAAUGUUAUCUAUUUAUUAACUUUAUUUUAUUGUUUUGUGAAACACAAAAUGCAACCCUGCUGGUCUAUCAUGGCCAUAAAGAUUUUAAACAGGGAGUCUUCUACAUCAAUAUUUAAAAAUCUAUACAGAUAACUGUUCACACUUAAUUAUUUUAUAUAUCUUAUUUUAUUUUAAAUAUAAUUUUUUUUACAUUUUUAAGUGCAGAUAUUUUAUAACUGACAAAGUUUUGAUAAUUUUAUAAAACUGUUUUCAUUUCUGUUAUUUCUGUUAUGAUAAAGUAUCUUCGGAAAAUCCACGGCUUAAAAAGAAAGUAUGUAUUUAUUAUUUAUUUAAUAUUGAAGAAAUUGACUGUCAUAUGGUUGUAUAUUUAUUUAGUCAUUUCUGUGUGUGCUGUGAUGGCUGAGUCUUAGUAGUCUUAAAAUCCAUUGCUAAUAUUUCAAUAAAGAAAAAAACAUGGUCCGAAAGAAAA